CGCACACAAAGAAGUGAAUGGUGAUGCUUUACACGCACCCACGCACAGAGUCGGAGAGUCUCCUUUGGAUUAGUUGGCUGCUCUACGGACGUGCGGACAAAACGCAAAAAGAUGAGUGUGGCUCUGAUCCACGACCGGCAGCUGAUCCAAAACUUCUGGGAAAAGCAAAUCGACCGCUACCAGCAAAACGCCAGCGGCGAGGAGCGCAGGAUUAAUGGCAGCGCACUGCACAAGCUGCGGAGUGAGUGGCUGGUCCGCCUGGAGAAGAGGAACAAACAUCUGAAGAGCCUUAAGGAAAACUGUGGCGUUAAGACGAUAACAGACUCAAUGAGCACCUGAUGACUUGGGCAAGCAGCGUCCAUCUUUGUUACCCGUCUCAAG
Messenger RNA from Corythoichthys intestinalis (scribbled pipefish), 381 nucleotides. RefSeq names its product protein FAM240C-like. Bases 112 to 339 code for a protein of 75 amino acids. The record is from RefSeq and is a predicted model, not a curated record. NCBI's taxonomy places the organism in Eukaryota, Metazoa, Chordata, Actinopteri, Syngnathiformes, Syngnathidae. The transcript is spliced from 3 exons.